Boleophthalmus pectinirostris (great blue-spotted mudskipper) is the source of this 10773-nucleotide messenger RNA. RefSeq names its product methyl CpG binding protein 2 (gene mecp2). Bases 90 to 4682 code for a protein of 1530 amino acids. NCBI's taxonomy places the organism in Eukaryota, Metazoa, Chordata, Actinopteri, Gobiiformes, Gobiidae. Gene Ontology annotation, cellular component: nucleus; heterochromatin. Gene Ontology annotation, biological process: negative regulation of transcription by RNA polymerase II. The record is from RefSeq and is a predicted model, not a curated record. The transcript is spliced from 6 exons. Gene Ontology annotation, molecular function: chromatin binding; double-stranded methylated DNA binding; methyl-CpG binding.
GUUGGAAAUGGAGUUUAAGGGGGCGGGGUGCAGCAGAAAGGAGCUGAGAUGUUUGGCUUUUUUAUACAAAAUUAUUUAUUUAAAUAAAAAUGGCCGCCGUGGAGAGCGGAGAGGACAGAAUGGAGGAAGGUUCAGAAGCAGAGGAGACACCAGAGCCUUCGCCUCCCUCCAAAGAGAAACAAACGUCCCACAGUAAAAGCAAGAAGAACCGAAAAGAACGGCAGGCGACUGGACAUGAAGCUCCUCCCACAUCCUCCAGUCAAACGACAUCUACUGCAACUUAUGCUACCAUGGCGACAGCAGCAACAGCAGAGACACCGGCCCAAGAGGACACCGAAGAGGGCCCCUCAGCUUUAGAGGCAGGCCCCAGCUCCGCCUCUCCCCGUCAGCGGCGCUCCGUCAUCAGGGACCGUGGGCCUCUGUACGACGACCCCACGCUUCCAGAAGGAUGGACCCGCAAACUCAAACAGAGGAAGUCCGGGCGCUCUGCAGGGAAGUUUGACGUCUACCUGAUCAACGCAGAGGGAAAGGCGUUCCGAUCAAAAGUGGAACUUAUGGCUUACUUCCAAAAAGUGGGAGAUACAACUACAGACCCCAAUGACUUUGACUUCACAGUAACAGGGCGAGGAAGCCCAUCUCGGAGAGAGAAGCGUCCUCCGAAGAAACCGAAAGCAGUCAAACCAACUGGGAGGGGCAGAGGCAGGCCUAAAGGAAGUGGGAAAAUGCGCCAGGCCACAGAAGGUGUGGCCAUGAAGCGUGUGGUGGAGAAAACUCCGGGCAAACUCUUGGUGAAAAUGCCGUUUGGAAAAGACCCUGCCACACCAAGCACUUCUGCUGCAGCAAAGGUGACACAUUCCACCGUAGCACCUGCUAAAAAACGUCCUGGAAGGAAGCGAAAGGCGGAACAGGAUCUCCCUACUCCUCAGACAGCUCCUAAAAAACGAGGGAGAAAACCUGCCUCUACGUUAGCCACAGUAGCUUCAACCUCUGUCUCCUCUGGACCUGCCCCCAGCACUUCCUCGUCCUCUGCUGGAAGUUACACCACAGCCGCCAUCUUAGCUGCCGAGGCCAAACGCAAAGCAGCUAAAGAGUCUUCCACGAAACCUGCCGUCCAAGAAACUGCGUUGCCAAUCAAAAAACGCAAAACCAGAGAAACUGUGGAGGAAAUGGAGAGCGUGACUAUCCAGGACACCAGUACAGAGAGCGAGAAGAAGCCUGCUAUGCCUGCAGCCGGUAGUACAGAAAAGGAAGGUACGUCGUCAGUCCAGUCUUCUGAGCAGAGCCAAUCGCAAAAACAGUUAUCGAGUUCAGAGACGAGCCACUCCCAUAGACAUAAACCCCAUAAAUGCAGAAAGCGAAAGGAUAAAACUGAAACAGAGGAUGAGGGGAAAAAGAGAAAACAUGAACAAGAAAGUAGCAGUAGCAUUAGCGGUAGCAUUAAAAAAACAAAACGGCACAAACACAAAGAAAGGCCCCCACACAAGCAUCACCACCACCACCAUCAUCAUCACCACCACCACCACCAUCACAAACAUAAACAAGAGUCUGCAAUGCCAGAGCAAGCUACAGCUCCUGCUACAGCUCCUGCUACUAAAGAAACCGUGCCCAGUCUUUCAGUCAAAUCUGAAACUUCCAAAGCUGAAGCAAAACCACCACCUCAAUCAAAACCAGAACCACAGCACCGUCAAGUGGUGCCAUUGACACAGUCACAGCCAAAACCCAAACAAGAACAAGAAUCCUCUACUUCUAGUCAGGAAAAACAGCAAUCCAAAACUCAGUCUCGAGCACAGUCUAAAUAUCCAAAAUCACGAUCUCCUUCUCCACAACAUCAAAGUCUAAUCCAGUCAAAUGUAGAGUCUUCCCAGUCAAGUGUGCAAGCAAGAAAAAAAUCACCAACCCAAUUGACAACGCAAUCGGAAACUGCCCUUCAGUUGCAAGAACAGUCAAAAGACCAUUUGUCAUCUCCUAAGCAAGUAAAAACAACUGAGCAUUCUCAAAAUCUUCAAGUGCAGUCUAGUUCUCUGUCCUCUCCUAGUAAGAAAAAUGAGUCUCAAAGAUCAAACCAAGUCCAAGUUACAAUAUCGUCAUCACUUCCAAUAAAGCAUGUUCCAACCCAAGCGAAACCUCAAAGUCCGACCACGUCUCAAGUCCCGUCAGCUCAGUCACAGCCUCAAAGUCCAUUUCCAUCUUCUCUGGGAAAACAUGCCCAAAUGCAAACGAGUCAUCAAGUUCAGUCUUCUGAUCCAACUCCACCAUCUUCCUCCAAACCUGUUCAAAUCCAAGUGAAAUCAGAACCUCAAAAUUCCUCACAACCUCAACUUCCGCAAGAAAGUCCUAGACCCCAAUCCACGCCUUCUAAGCCUAAUACAACACAGUCAAGAGAGCAGUCAAGAGAGCAGUCAAGAGAGCAGUCAAGAGAGCAGUCAAGAGAGCAGUCAAGAGAGCAGUCAAGAGAGCAGUCAAGAGAGCAGUCAAGAGAGCAGUCAAGAGAACAGUCAAGAGAACAGUUAAGUCAACCCACUGGACCUCUUGCUCAGUCUAGUGUCUGUCCAAGUAGCCAAACAUCUGGUUUAACUGAGUCAGGACAGUCAGGACAGCAACUACAGCAUCACAGCUCAGCUCAAGUUCAGCCUACAACCUCACAGCCAAUUUCUACCAAGCAAACGACUCAAGCAAGGCCAGAAUGUCAGUCUACCGGUCAACCUCCAACGCAGUCUGUCUAUCCAAGUAGCCAGUCACCAUCUGGUAGACAAAGUUCAGCUCAUAUCGGACAACAGCUUCAAACUUCAACAAACGUUCAGUCUACAGUUCCCCAGUCAGUAUCAGUUAAGCAAACAACUCAAGCGAAGCCACAAAGUCAAUCAGCGGGUCAUACAACAACCCAAACUGCUUAUCCAACUUCUCCGUCUGCCUCCAGUCGACAACCUCAAAUAAAACCAGAUGCCGUGUCUAGUUCGUCCUCUCCGUCACCCCAGAGUAGGCAUGCAUUAUCUCAUCAACGCCCGCCACAGCAUAUCCAUUCUCAAAGUUUCAGUCAUUUGCAAGUCCAUUCUGCUCAUUUGACCGCUAGUAAACAAAUCCAAACCCAAGCAAGACUGCAGCCUCAAAGUUCUACUCAAGUGCAGUAUCCAACAUCGGUUAAAAAUUUCUCAAUGCAGUCUCAAGUUUCUGCCCAAACGCAUGCUCAGUCAGUGCAUCCAGGUUCUUCUUGUAAGCAAGUAUCUCACCUACAGAGGCCUCAAACUCAAGUUCAGUCCAAAACGCCAAUCAAUCAGUCACCUCCUACCAAGCAUGCAUCAAUCCAGCCUAAAGUCCAAUCGCAGUAUCAGAGCUCUACGCAAAUUCACCCUAUGCAUGCAAGUUCACAGUCUCCACUAAGCAGGCAUGUUCCCAUACAACCAAGACCAUCCUCCCAGUCACAAAGUUCAAGUCACGUACAAAUCUCCAGCCAAAAACUGCACUCUGCUAGCACUCAGUUUCAUUCUCAAAUGCAUACACAAGCAUCAUCUUUGUUGCAUGUUUCAUCUUCUCAGACCAGACUCGCAACAUCUCCAAGUCAAUCCACAGGAGGAUCUCAAAGUUCACUUCAGCAAAGGUCCAUUUCUCAGUUGCAAAAUCAACUCCAGUCGCCGGUAGUACAUUCUCAAAUCCAAAGUAGACCUACGUCACAAUCGCAAAUUCUACCAAGACCACUGAAUCAGCAGGACAGAUCUCAAAAUCAGACCCAGAGUCAACACAGGCCAGCAACGCAGCCAAUGGCUCAACAAGCAACAUCAGAAUUACAAGUUAGGUCCAAUCAGGCACAAAUUCAAGGGAGAAUUCCAACCCAAAUACCAGGAGCUGUUCCGCAAGUUCAACCGAGACUUUCUUCCUCCCAGCAAGCUAAGCAAUCUUUCCACUUUCAACAACCUCGGAUGCCUUCACAAAAUCCGCAAUUGGACUUACAAUCCAGACAGCAAACUCAGUCCCAAACAAGGCCAAGUUCUCAGUCACAGCUUCAUCAUUCCCAGCAAACUUCAUCCAGAUGUGCUACGACAUCUGUACAGCAAUCCCAAAUUAAGACUCAUAGCCACUUACAGUCACAAUCGAGAAUACCAUCACAGUUGCCGGCACAAUUGUCGAGAAUGCCAACAGAAAUUCACCAAGUUCAAACCCAAAGUAUGGCUAGGACUUCAGCCCAAACUCUGCCGCAACAAUCGCAUUCUCGGACUCUAGUGCCCACCCAGUCCUCAACAAAUCUUCAACAACAAAUGAUAUCACAGAGCAGGAUUUCAACUUCUCAGUCCCAAUAUAUGACUGCACAAAUGCCCUUUCAGAGAGCAACGCAAGCCCAAACUCAAAUCACAAGGUCUCCCAUACAACAGCUAGCCCCACAUAGACCAUCGCGAAACAUCGAGAGAUCGAAUUUGGUUCAAGUGCAGACAAACCCAAGUGAUCAACCACAAGAUUUGAGCACCACGCGGCCAAGAAAUCGAGACGAAAGUGUGAAGUUGGAAAGCAGAGAGAGUUUAGGGGGUGAAAGAGGAGCGAAUAAUACUUCUAGCAACAGGAUACGAGCAGAACCGGAAGCAGCCGGGGAGGGCAGGGAGCUCAAAGACAUUGUGGCCCAAUCGGGAGUGCCUUGCCCCAGCCGCGACGAAACUGUGGAGACCCGGACUGCGGUUAGUGAAAGGGUCAGCUGAUCAUACAUGACAUAAGAUGAUUACUGCAAAAAAGGAACAUCUACAAUACGCGAAUGACUUGAAUUUGAGUAGUUUUGACUUAUAUGUAUGUAUUUACUUAGACUUGAAUACAGAACAUUAUAGCAGGAAUAGAACCUAGCAAGUUGAACUAUUGCUGCCCCGGUGUUAGGGAUGCACCGAUUUUUUUCAAUUCUGAUACCGAUAAUGUAUCUGCUGAUAUCCGAUAUUAAGCGAUACCUUAUGUUAUUAGGUUAUUUUUUCAGACCAAGAGUUUGUUUUUAUACCUGACAGUUUUGACUGCUCACUAGCGGUCUUCCUUAAAAUGAUCAUGUGAUGUUGCUGUGAUGUGUCCUGUCAGCUGAUUUAUACAGGUUUUGGCGACGUCUUCCUACCGGAGCAGGCAGGACGACAGCACCAUCUGCUAUAAACCAGGACGAGGGGGCUUUUUCACUCUCACACACCUGGGAUACUGUCCUAAGGAAGUCAGAUUGCAGAUGGCAACGACUCUGAUAAAAAUCCAUGUGUCAUUUGUUCAUUCGUUUCUCAAUAAAAAACAAAAAUAAGAAAAUGAAAAAACACCUAUUUUCUUCAUUAUUUGUCUCCAAAACCAAAAUGAAAUAAAAAACAGAUAACGAUUUGAAUUUCCAGUUUCUGAUUUUGUGUUUAAAUGCAAAGUGGAAAAAACGGAUAACGGCUGUUUUCCAUUCAUGUGACUUAAACUGAGAUGCCGGACUGAACUAGGACUAAAACAGGACUAAACCGUUUUCAGUCCUGGUCUGGUCCCAGUCCUGGUCUCGGUCCCGGUCUGGUAAUCUCAGUCCCGGUCUCAAUCACGGACUGGUCCUAGCCUGGUCCCAGCCUUAGUUCUGGUCUAGUCCCGGUCUAAGUCCUGGUCUGAUCCCAGUGUGGUUCUUGUCUGGUCCCGGACCUGGUUUAGUCCUGGUUUAGUCCAACAUCACAGUUUAAGUCACGGAAACGGGAAACGGACGUUAUCCAUUUUUUCCAUUAUUCAUUUAAACACAAAAGCAAAAACUGAAAAAAUUAUCUGUUUUUUCAUUUUGGUUUUGGAGACAAAUAAUGAAGAAAAUAGUUGUUUUUUCCUUUUUUCUUAUUUUUGGUUUUAUAUUGAAAAACAAACCAACAAAUGAUACACGGAUUGAGGAAGGCCGCUAGUGAGCAGUCGAAACUGUCAUGUAUGAAAAUAAACUCUUGGCCUGAAAAAAGUACCCGAUAACAUAAUUUAUCCGAAGACCAAAUUAACCUCAUUUGACUAUGAAGCGAUACCAGUGUAGGGACUGGAAGCUGAACUUUUUUCUCUCAAAACACAGUUACCAAAUUUGAUCCAUUUGUUACGCAACUUAUUUAUGCUUCAAGUAAUUACAGAACAGCUUUGUAUAAAUUAAAGUUCAAACAUUAUCAGAUGUCCUGGGCCUAUAUCAGUCAAUAAAUAGUCUUAUUACAUCCAAUUAAAGGAUCAGCGUUGAUAUUCAAUACCGGUGUCGAUAUCAGUGCAUCUCUACCCGGUUUAUUUAGUGGAGUAAGACCAUUUCACUUGAGGUAAGAAAGUUUUACCCCACUUUAUUUUGUGAAACGUUGUUCAUGUCAGAUAAUCUAGGCCACAGCUACUCAAAUCAAGUCAUUUUUGCUAAUACAGAGAUUCAUUUUUGCAGUGUGGGACUAAUCUGCAAUCGUCAAGAGAAGGUUUACUGUUUUUACACUGUUUAUGGAAUGUAAGGAUUCAUCGCACAAAGUUAGUUGAUCUGUUGUAGCUUCUUUGCCAAUGUUUGAAUCAAAAAAGACUUAAAUUCAAAUAUGGAAGAGCUCUCGACAAUGAAGAUGGAAUUUUUUAAGGAAAACUGAACUUUUAGAAAACGUAAAAAAAUAUGUAUAUAUACUCAUAAGGCAGCUGUUAUGUCCCGCUAGUCUCUGUGGGGAUGGGGGGUAGUAGUAAAAACAACGCUCAACAAUACUCUGCUUCCGGAUAUUAACAUAACAUUUUUAUUUUGUACUACUUUGAUCACUUUUACAUCUUUAAAGCAGAACUCGGUUACAUCUUUACCGUGAAUAAUCAAGUCCAGUUGUCUCAUGAGUUCUUUAGAAUUCAUGAGACAAUGACAUGACAAGACUUCUUUUGGUUUAUCAUUGUUUUUUGUUUAGUUUUUUUCUAUAAUUUGGCUUCUCUGAAAACAUUAAAAAAAAAAGAAAAACAAGCUUACUAAUGAGACUUAAAGGUGCAUUGUGUAACUUUUCUGGUGGAGUAUCCUUCACUUGAUUGUUGUUGUUUUUUUUUUGAUAUGUCAUUGUUCUGCCUGAAAUGUUUCAUAGUGUGACAUUAAACAGCUCUGCCUUACAUUUAUUCAAUUACAGGUGGUUUUAUAGCUCAAAAACACUUAGAAAAACAGGGAUUCUGACUGUGAGCGGGGUCGCCUCUCCACAGAUCCGACUUGUAACUUGGUCUGGUUUGGGCUCCGUGAAGAAAAGAAUGUUUUUUUUUUGGAGAAAAGCAUGGACGGACUCUACCAGAAAAGCUACACAAUGCACCUGAAUUAAAAUUGAGAAUAAUCACGGGUGUUUUUAUCCUAGAAACAGCAGGGGGAGCUACAGGACACAGCAACUCAUUCACUGUCACACUGCCAACUAUUUGAGGCAUAGAAAGUUACAGAGUUCUGCUUUAAGGAUGUAUUGACGGGCGGUCUCUUACUGUCUGUGAUGCUAGUUGUUAUUGUAACUGUUGCACCUUCAAUAUGGCUUCUCUCUAUAGUAAUAUUCAACUUUACUGAGCACCCCUGUUCACGGUUUGUGGGUAUAUGGGGCAGUUUGCACGUUUAACUGUGUAGUAACUGGGUUUAAUUCUUCAUUUCUCAUUUUGAUGGAAGCUCUAGUACUCGUAGAUGCGUGCACCAGACCUUCAGUGUAACAAAGAUCUGGUUCAUGCACGGAGCUAUGGAAAGCAGCUUGGUGAAAUGAACUCCCAAUAGAUCAGACAUUCAGCACAAUAAUAAUAAAUAAAGUUCUCAUUGUAAACUUCAUAGAAAUUGUGAGUUUUGAUCAAUUUAAAAUCACAAAUAUUGGAAAGUGUUUUUGCCAAGUUGCCUUUUCUCCCAGUGCGUCCAAUUCCUCCUGCUUCAUCGUAGAAUCCAACCAAACUUCACGUUUCGGAAACACCAGUUAGUUUUUCCAUUUCAGAAGCAGUGAGAGAGAGAGAGAGAGAGACACACACUGAACUUAGUAUUUCCACGUUGGAAGUGAUAGUGUUGUUGUUUUUUUCAGUUUCAAACUAAUCCUGAAACGAGAACAAGGCUAAUACCAGGAAGAAACCUUUAAUUCUCUUUUUAAAAAUAUAACUCCAGAUUUUGAAGUGCUUUGUUCCUAUUGAGAAAAGUGCCACAGAAAUGUUAUUUAAAGCUGUUUUAUAUCUUUUUAUAUUCUUUAUUUAUUUAAGUGCCAUUUUGAAAAGUGCUUUUAAUCUGGUAGGAAAUGGUUGUGGUAGAAUAUGCUGUAAAAGGACAUAAAGGCAUAAACUGAAAUUCAAUCCAAUUUAUUGCCAAUUAAACACCCAAAACAUACACGUUUAUUUUUAUUUUUGGCAAUGAUUUGACCUUUUAUUCAUAGCCAGAGAUUAGUGCCUGUUUCCAUGAUGUAAAACACAUGUUUCUGAAGUUGAGUGAGUUUGAAUGAAAGCACUGAAGCACCUUCUGUAGCACUUUAUGACUGAUAUAAGCUUGGGACCUCCAGAACUUUUUUUCUGUAUGAAAAGUACUAUUCGACCACAAUCACCAAUCAGUGAAUGUAAAAAACAAAAACAAAAAAACAAAAAAGAAACAGUUUUGGCCUUCAAUUGUUGAGUUUCAAAAUGAGUAAUGCUGCUUUUAACAAAUGUUGAAUUGUUGUAUGUUUAUUUACUCUUAAAAGUGCAUUGUGUAACUUUUCUGGUUGAGGGUUUUUAUAGAUUUGUCUCUGCCUUUAAUGUUCCACAGUAUGACAUUAAACAGCCCUGCAUUACAUUUAUUCAAUUACAGUUGGUUUUAUAGGCAUUCUGACUGUGAGCGGGGUUACCUCUCCACAGAUCUGACCUGUAACUUGAUCUGGUUUGGUCUCCAUGAAGAUAGAAACGUUUAAUACCACACUGUGAAACAUUCCAGUAACAAUAACAUCUCCAUGAAGAAAAGCAUUUGACGAAAAGUUACACAAUCCACGUUUAAGUCUUUUGUAGGAGGCUACAUCUAUGAAGACAGAUCUACAGUGAUGGGAAGAACACUCUGAAAAUAUAUUUAGUUACAGAAUACCUGCAUUAAAAUGUGUUUUGUAACGUAUUCUGACACAUGGUCAAAUCAGAGUAUAUUUAGAAUACUUUUACAUCGCGUUGCUUUUAAAUUAUAGUGAAAAGACACAACAUAGGAUUGUAAACUGCUUCAUAUUUGUUUCACAGUUAAUUGAAGAUGGAAAAAUCACACAUGGCUCACCACGAGAGCAGUGGUUUUUCUGUUUUUCUCUCUAAUUCUGUGCAUAUUGAAAACUAAAUUACAUGAUCAAAUAUCGCCAUGUAUCCCUUUGAUUUUAGAAAAGUGACUGAUUUCAAUACCACCAAAUUAAAAAGUAACUACAGUGGUCCCUCAUUUAUCGCUGGGGUUACGUUAUAAAAAUAACCUGAGAAGUAGUCAGUUUUAUAUUCUACAGUUAUUAUAUAUGUUUUAAGGCUGUAAAAGCCCUCACCACACACUUUAUACGCUUUUCUCAGACAGGACGGUUACAACCCUUUUUGCAUUCUUCUUAAAACUUAUUGCUGCUGUUGUCCUUAUGUUAUUUUCGUCCUUCUUUACGUAAAAAAACGACGAUUAAUUUAUACUGUAAUGGAGCCCUACAGUCUCUUUGCUAAUCAGGACGCAGGGGGAAGAACGCAAUGUAAAAAAAUAAAAAAAGUUGAACUAAAAAAAAUCUGUCAAACAGCAAAACUGCGAAAGGUGAAGGAACGACUGUAUCCCAGAAUACAGUUACACAAAAUCAGGGUGUAGUACUACAUUUUGGACCCUGGGUACAAACUAUCACGAUGGGCCUGCACUACAUGUUGUCUAAUGAAAAACUCACAGUACAGACUUUGUGAAGAGCCCCUCCCGGCAAUGCGCCCGGGGUAAACAGUCCACUUUCCACCCCCAGUACGACGCCCCUGCUCAAAAUUUGUAUUCAGAUUAUUCUCUGUACAUGUUAGUUACUUCCCAACACUGCAGAUGAAGCUGAACUCUGUUACAUUUUUGUGGUCUAAUAUAUGGAACUAAAUGACACAAGGUCUUAUUAAUGGAGCAGUGUUGUCAGCAGGUCGCAUACUUCUCUAAAUCUUAACAACUACCGCAACAUUGACCUAUUGUUACUCCAUCAGUCCGUGUACAUUUCAGUGGAAGACCAAGAAAGCGAAACGGGCUUCCUUCCUCUAUUAUAAUUUCUAUUCACCGAGCUUUUACCUGUAUAUUCUCUGGAUUGUGUCACAGUGAAGUGGUGAAGACGUGGCAUUUUUACAGUUUUAAGAGGUCAAUACAAAAAUAUAGUUCAAAUUGAUUGUGUACAUCUUGAAGAGAAACAUUUGUCUUAAUUUAUUAGUCUCUCAAAUUGCUCAAAGUUCCCCCAAUUGCAGGAGGAUUUUUAGGGUGAGGCUAUGUACCAUGAAAGCUCAAGGCUAAACUACAAAAAUGCCUGUUCCAAUAAAUAUUUAUGUUUAUAUAUGAUGACAAAACUGUCCAAAUCCAGGUGAAGCAAAACUUAGGUGAAUAUGAUAUCAUUAUAUAUAUCUAUGACUUAUGUAUGUUUAUCUUUAGCCCCCUUAAGAUGACUUGAGUGUACUAAAAGCUCUAUAAAUGAAUUCCUCUGUCAGUUUGAUGAUAAAAAUAUACCGUGUGUUAGGUCAUCUCUGUUGUAGUAAGAGGACAAAACUCACAAAUAAAAUGCAUGUGAAAAUGUUGAGAAUCUAAAGCAGUUCAGCACAAUUUCGUUGCGGUCCAACAAAACCAAAAUGUGUAAAAUGGAUUAAAUCUGCUUGUAAAGGUUUUGUGUACUUGGCUUCUGUCUCACUGUCUCUACAUAGCCAAUACUCUUUUAUUUA